AUGCCCUCGUUCGAUCACAUUGACGCUCCGAAGAAGGGCAAGCCGAUCAAGUCAGCCUUCGAUAGCGAGAGCUUCGAUUCCGAUGGCACCAUACACGUCGAGGGGCUUGUAGGCUCUGCGACCAUCUCCCCCUCUGGCCGAGAUGUCGCGCUGGCCUCACCCGAAGGCUUGGCCAUCAUUGAUCUGGAUUCACCCUACAAUCCCCCUCGUCGCCUCAGCAGUCAUGGGUUGCCGUGGCUGGUCACUGACGUCCAGUGGUCACCGUUUGCGGCUCGCGACUACUGGGUUGUCUCCACGGCGAAUCAUCGUGCAUUGGUGUGGAAUCUGAACCUCAGGGACGACUCGAGCUCCGGUGCGAUCGAGCACUCGCUCCAGGGCCACAGCCGCGCCAUCACCGAUAUCAACUUCUCUGCGUAUCAUCCGGAUCUGCUGGCCACAUGCGCCGUCGACGGCUAUGUACACUGCUGGGAUCUACGUCGCCCGAGACAGCCAGUCUUGACCUUCUGUGACUGGUUUGCCGGCGCCACCCAGGUCAAGUACAACCGACAGAACCCGCACAUCCUUGCCUCAUCCCACGACCGCUGGCUGCACAUCUGGGACGAGCGCAAAUCCUACGUGCCUUUAAAGUCGAUCAGCGCCCACACCUCUAAAAUCUACGGCCUCGACUGGAACCGUACGAGAUCAACCAGUCUCGUGACCUGCUCACUAGAUAAGAGCAUCAAAUUCUGGGACUACGCGAAUGACGAUGACAACCCCGAACGGGUGAUUCGAACCGAGUUUCCCGUGUGGAGGGCUCGUCAUGUGCCCUUUGGCGAGGGCGUGCUCGCCAUGCCGCAGAACGAUCCAGGCGACCUUUAUCUGUACAAAGCGCACCAGAACCCCAGUGCGCCAACGGACGCAGCCACGGAACCGGUCACUGUCUUCCCUGGACACGGGAGUCACAAGGCGAAAGAAUUUUUGUGGCGUACCAGAGGAGGAAUCAGCGAGCAAGGAAUCGACAACAGGGACUUUCAGCUUGUCUCGUGGGGAGAGGACAAUGAGUUGCGACUGCAACGGAUGGAUGCGACAACUCUCGAGUCGGUUGGCUACAGGAAGGGAAUGCCCGCCAAGAAGAACCUGACGCUGACACGCAAGGGCGCCACGUACAAGACUUUCCGGACAGUAGAGGACAUCGUGAACCGCGACCGCCGAAGUGCUACGAUGAGUGAUCCCCGCCCUGGAAGUGGUGGGACACAGUAUCGGCAAAGCGCCUUGACAAUAAGCAUGCGGACAUCAUCCUCGGUACACAGCAAACUAGGAUGGAAAGGCCCGUCGAUGAAGGCCAAGAGCACACAUCGAAAGAUGGAUCGAAGCCAGGCCCACAUCGGCUGGAUGAAGGGAAUCACCAUGACGAAGAAGAAACAUUCAUCCAACACGCCACGCGGUCCUGACGCGAGACCUCUGAACGUCUUCAGCCCUGGAUAUCCCGACGAUGAUAAAUGGGGCGAGCCGGAGACGAUACAAGAUGAGUUUCUUCGCGUCAGCACCCAGCUACCAAAGGUCAAAUGGGACCACAUUGACUGGGACGCCCUCACCCUCAAUGCAUCCCUCAAUGGGCCCUGGGGAAGAGAUGGGGAGACCAUCUUCCUCAAGGUCAAGGUUGACAUACCGACCAACUACCCGAAGACGAGAGCGCCCAAGUUCUUUGUGGAGAAGACAAGCUUCAUGCCUGCCGAGACGCACAGGAGAAUCGAACACGAAGUCCACCAGCUGGCACACCAGUUUCUGGACCGCAAGCAAAACUGUCUCGACGUGGCUUUCAGCUACCUCCUUGGAGAGGUUGAUCUAGAGACCAGCACGACGUUCUUCAAGAACGUCAAGGACCUCGACGACCCCAUGGACGGGCUCGCCGACGACAGCUCAAGUGAGGACAGCGAUAACGACAUACCGGCGGGCGGCUCGGCGUCCAUGUCCCAGGACCUGACCGCCAGUACAGAGAUCGACAAUACCCUGGCACCAAACAACCGACCAGUGAUCCCGCCUCUGCCCAGAUUCUGUGGUGCCCGUUUCGCGAGCGAUGGAAGGCUGGUGUGCUUCUUCCCUACAAAAGAAGAAAAGGCAAAAGCCUUGAUGUUCAUACCACCCGAGUCAAUGAAGGAGCGUCCGAAAGGCGAGCCUGUCUUUGCCUCAUUCGGUCGCCUGGGGCACGACUCGCCACCCCGGCGUUAUGGCAACGACGAGGCCUCUGCGACGGAGGAGCAGUCCGAUUCGGACGAGUCUGAAAGCUCGUCUUCUUCGAGCGGCUCAGAGUCAACGUCCAUGCACAAAAUGAACCUGUGGUACCAACCGCGACAGCGGUUCAGGAGGACUUGGAGCGAGAAUCGUUCGGUGCGCUCCAGCGCGGAGGUACCGGCGUGGGCACCGGAACCGGUACUGGAAAUCCUGCCCGCUAAGAGAACUCUCGCACGAGAGUAUGCAAUCUUUGGCGACGGAGCCGAAGUGUGCGAGCAGAAUGCCAAGGUGGCCGAGAAGUACGGCCACGUCGAUCUCAUGAGUGUAUGGCGCUACCUUGGUCUCUUGCUGCGGAGAGAUAUUCCGCUCGAGCCUCUCGACCACGAUCAGCGCGACGAUUCCAUCCUCGUCAUUGCGCGAAACACAGUCGCACGACAUCGCGGUGACGCUUCACCAGGCGGCACGGGUCAACCUACCACGAACCUCAGCGGCCGGGUUAAAUGGGGUAAUCACCCCUUGGCGAAAGACUUCAUCAACAAGCUCCUCGACUUUUACGAAAGGACGGCCGAUAUCCAAAUGCUGGCCAUGCUGUCGUGCAUAUUCAGCGAGUCGUCCGCUGAAGACCCGGUGGCGUACGCUGAAUCUCGCCUGACGCAACCUGAGACUCCACUGCCCAUGAAGGCACCAUCCUUUUCAUUGGACUACUUCCCGACAGAUGCCUCGCUAUGGGCAUUGAACGGGCGAAGCCACAGCAACUCGGCGAUCACCACGCCAAGGACCAUCCACACACCUAUUCAUUACUCGGGCUCUCAGGGUUCGGAGGACAUCCUCUGGGCCGGCGAUCCAGGCUCGAAUUCGUACUCUUGUGGGGAGACUCCGCCAACCAAGGGUCGAGAGCAACACCUCGACCCGGAUCAGCCGCGAAGCCAAAACCAGAGCCAGGCGCCGAGCCUCUCGACUUCCCCCAGCGGUCGCAUGGUGUCCAGGGUGAACUCUGGUCUGACUUCCAGCUUCGCCAUCAACUUUCCCCGCACAUUCGCGGUUGGCAUGACGGUGGCCUCUUCACCGCCACACCAGAACAAAAAGCGACCGAGUCCUGCCGAGACGAUAUUAAGCACGCUCGCGCCCAAUAACGCGAUUGCCAAUGUCACAUGGGGCGGCUCGACCGUUCUGGGAGAUACGGGCACUGCGCGAACGUCGGUAUCGGACGACGAGGGCUUCAGGGAAGAGUCGACAUCGCUAGUGCCGAUAGGGGUGACGGUCCACAUGGAAGACCAGACAAUUUUCGACGACGAUGGAUGGAUGUCGACGCCGCUACUGACACCAGGUCGCAGCGACAUGUACGCCGUGUAUCGAUAUGCCUACGCUGAGAUCCUCCAAAUGUGGAACCAACCGCUCGCGAGGCUCGAGAUUAUGAAGUUCAACACGCUCAAGGAGGACUUUGACUCCAGAGCAGAUCGCACCAGCCUACACGAUUCCUUCAGCGUCCAUGAUAACACGACGCUUACUUCGCACCACGGCGUGCCUAAUCACCAGCUGCAUGGGCCUUCCCCCAUUCUUCUUGGGCGCAAGGAUCAGCUUCAAUCUCUGAUUGCGUCAGAUCGCGGCCUCGACGUCACAGGCAUCUGUCGGAUCCACGAGAUGCAACUCGAGUCGCUCAAGUAUACGACGGCGUUUGCGACACGGCUGGGUGGGGCGGUCGGCGUGUGCGACAGAUGUCACCGCACGCAGGCGCAGCUUCUUUGUGUUUUCUGCCACGAGCCGGUCGACGCGCUGUUCCUGCUGUGCCUCGGGUGUGGAUGCGCGAGCCACGAGUCGUGCCUCGCCGAGUGGCACGCGCAGGGCGAGCAGCUGUGCCCGGCGGGCGACGAGUGCAACUGUGUCGAGGAGGCGGCGAACGGCCAGGUCGAGUCGUGGGCAGCCAUCAUGGCGGCGGUGCGCAAGGGAGGUCACCAGCGGGCGCCGUCUUUGGAGGCCACAUCGGCAUCGUCGAUGUUGCCGGCGUCCGCGCUCGAGGUGACGAGGGGGCCAGGCCACCACCUCCAUCACUCGGACAGCGAGAAGGGAUGGGAGAGCGUCGUGUCGAGCGAGGGCAUUCCGAGUCGAAUGCAGGGGUUCGGUAACAGCAGUAACGCGGUCAUGAGCGCAGCGCGAGCAAGCUUGGGAAACCGACUCAGAAAGGCGGGGGACUGGUCAAGGGCGUCGAGCAUCAGACGGAGAGAUGACGGGUCCUCGGGGAGUUGGCGGAACGUGGCUCGAGAUGUAUAG
Molecule: messenger RNA, 4479 nt
Organism: Verticillium alfalfae VaMs.102
Lineage: Eukaryota; Fungi; Ascomycota; Sordariomycetes; Glomerellales; Plectosphaerellaceae
Product: WD repeat-containing protein
Exons: 3
Coding region: 1-4479 (1492 amino acids)
Molecular function (GO): protein binding
Source: RefSeq, a predicted model, not a curated record